This is a messenger RNA of Harpia harpyja (harpy eagle), 1941 nucleotides long. It is a transcript of the gene CIRBP, whose product is annotated as cold inducible RNA binding protein. Gene Ontology annotation, cellular component: spliceosomal complex. Lineage: Eukaryota; Metazoa; Chordata; Aves; Accipitriformes; Accipitridae. Gene Ontology annotation, biological process: positive regulation of mRNA splicing, via spliceosome. The transcript is spliced from 8 exons. Bases 127 to 633 code for a protein of 168 amino acids. The record is from RefSeq and is a predicted model, not a curated record. Gene Ontology annotation, molecular function: RNA binding.
UAUUCAUAAGGUGGGCGGGACACAGCGCGGGCGUUUAUAAGCCGCCGCCCCGCCAGCCUCAGCGUACAUCGCGCUGAAGCUUUGAAGUGGUGUGUGGACCCCUGCACCUCCAGGGCACCGGUCAGAAUGGCAUCAGAUGAGGGAAAACUCUUUGUCGGUGGACUGAGUUUUGACACCAAUGAGCAGUCAUUGGAACAAGUCUUCUCUAAAUAUGGACAAAUUUCUGAAGUCGUUGUGGUGAAAGACAGAGAGACUCAGAGAUCCAGAGGUUUUGGCUUUGUUACUUUUGAAAACAUAGAUGAUGCUAAAGAUGCAAUGAUGGCCAUGAAUGGAAAGUCUGUAGAUGGACGUCAGAUCAGAGUUGAUCAGGCUGGAAAAUCAUCAGAGAACAGAUCUCGUGGCUACAGAGGGGGGUCUUCUGGGGGCAGAGGCUUUUUCCGUGGCAGCAGAGGUCGGGGCCGUGGCUUCUCUAGAGGAGGUGGAGACAGAGGCUAUGGUGGAAGCAGAUUUGAUUCCAGAAGCGGAGGAUAUAAUGGUUCCAGAGACUACUAUAAUAGCAGCAGGAGUCAAGGUGGCUAUGGUGACAGGUCUUCAGGAGGAUCCUACAGAGACAGCUAUGACAGUUACGGCUGAAGAGAAGAUGGACACUCGACGUGGAAGCUGAGUGGGGAUUCUGAAGAAGGAGAGCACUCGUUCCAAGGAAGCAGGACCAAGGCAGGAGUUUGCCAACCAGCAAUGAAAUGCAUCAGAGAAGACCAAGAAGGACAGCCAUUGACUGGAGUGGUGGAGAUGAAGAGCUUUGAGCAGUGCUGUUACGGAUUUUUAUAUAGGUCAAUUGAACAAGGAAAUAAGUCAAAUUAAGCUAGAAUAAAAUACUGGAAUGUGGAAAAAAAAAAAUGAAUCUCUGUAGUACUUUUGUGGGGAAACAUGAGAAUAUUAGAUUGUGGCCAAGGCAUACAACAGAAAUCUAGUUAUCUCGUGUACAGCCCGGUUAAAAGUACAAAAUGAACCAAUGCAGUUCUGGUUGGGGAGGCAGGCAGAGAGGGUAACCUGUCUUUAAGGGCAAGUUUGAGGAAGAAAUUCAGUUGCAUCAUUGUAACCUUGAAUUAAGUUGGCCUAAUACAUUAAGUUUGUACAUCUGCAGAACUUCAAUAGUGAAGCAGCUACAUCUGGAGGGAACUGUCAGAUGAGCAAUUACAUAAGGAGUUGGUAUUUGUGUAGCACAGAAGCUGCUGCUGCCAGUUGAAAUGGUAACAAAAAAGUAAUUUGCACUUAAAUGCUAAAGCUUUUAUGAGCUUGGAUAAUGAAUGAUUUCCUGCCAUACACACUAGAGUAAUUAAAACUGUUUUGCUGAUGAAAGUUGAGAUGCGAUGUUUCUGCUACUUAGAGAAGUAGCUGCAUGUUUGCAAAGUUGUUUUUUUUUUUUUUUUUUAUGUCCUGGAAUUUUCUAGUAGAGCAACUUCAUCAGGUGAAAGCUGUUAGGUGCUUGGAGAUGGGAAGUGGAACAAGGCAAGUGUUGCAGUACUGAGCCAGCCACGCAGCUUUUGAGUACUGGAGUUGGAAGCUUCAGAUGGAUGGUGGGAGCAUUCAGACUUUAAAAAGGCUGGUAAGAUAGUACUAGUAGGAUAGUAACUGGUUUCACCAAUCUGAUUAAUGCCAGGAAGGUGCCCUGUACAGAUGGGGUGAAGUGUGAGCUGCUUGAAUGAGUUAGAAAGUGCAGUCCUAACAGCUGGCAAUUUUUUAAAACUUAUAAAACAUUAGCCUGUGAGUAAAGAGGAGCUGCGUAGUCAGAACAAACCCUGCUGGUAUGUGUGAAUGGGAAAUUCAGCCCAAGAUGAAAGGCAAAUAAGCCACCAAUUGCAGAGGCUGCAAUUUUGUAUUGAUUCCUUUGACUCUGUGGAAUAGAAUGGCUAAUAAAAGACUUAGUGCCAUCUUCCCUAA